Messenger RNA from Linnemannia hyalina, 618 nucleotides. NCBI's taxonomy places the organism in Eukaryota, Fungi, Mortierellomycota, Mortierellomycetes, Mortierellales, Mortierellaceae. The record is from the annotation of a GenBank genome assembly.
AUGGCAUCAGUAGCAGCAACAGCACGCUCCCAGAGCUUGUCCCACUUCAGACGCAUUCUCAAGGAAUUGCACCUUCAAUACACUCACCCCAACGAGCUCCGUACUGGCACGGGCCUCCUCGGUAUCAACGUCCACUCCAACAAGGUCUGGACUGACGCUCUCAAGGAUUCCUUCCGCAAGAACGCCAACGAAUCCGACCCUGUAAAGUUGCAGAAGCUUCAGACUGAUGGCGAAGAUCUCGCCGUUUACCUCGAGAGCCAACGUCUCCACAAGGAAUUGGUGGAGAGAUACAACCCCGCGUUCUGGGACGAAGAGAAGGGCAUGCAGGUCGACAAGACCGCAAAGAUGGUCGGCUUCGAGAUGCCCUCGGAAUACGACGUGUCUCAAAAGGACGAGGAACUCGUCGCAGCCCCCCGAUUCUCUUACAAGGAUAUCAAGUUAAACGCAACAGUAGGAGCAGGAGCAGAGGCAAAUGAGACUGUAACAGAACCCUACAAGGAGCUGGAGAAACCCGAGGAACCCAAGAAGCGUACAUACAUGAUCCCCAAGGCCUUUGGAUUUGCCGAGCAGGCCGAGGAUGAUCUCGGACGCGCUGGAGAUCGCAAGAUCAAAGAGUAG